Messenger RNA from Exophiala viscosa, 12210 nucleotides. Its product is annotated as transformation/transcription domain-associated protein. The coding region runs from base 404 to 11827 and encodes 3807 amino acids. Gene Ontology annotation, molecular function: protein binding. Gene Ontology annotation, biological process: regulation of DNA-templated transcription; DNA repair. The record is from RefSeq and is a predicted model, not a curated record. NCBI's taxonomy places the organism in Eukaryota, Fungi, Ascomycota, Eurotiomycetes, Chaetothyriales, Herpotrichiellaceae. The transcript has 2 exons. Gene Ontology annotation, cellular component: NuA4 histone acetyltransferase complex; nucleus; SAGA complex.
CUAGCGUAUUUGCGGCGAGCAGCCUGGUGCCCUCCUCACUUUGUCGCAUCUCUUCUAUCUCCAACUCCCGCGCAAAAGUUCAGACGAAGCCACCAGAGGCUCUUUAUUGAGACCACAAGGCUACCUGUUCAUUCCACCCAUCUUUUCUGUACUUGUUUUACUUGGGGGUUGUUGCGGGCUUUUAUCCAAGUCUUUAUUUCUCUCUUUUUCACGUGAAUAAUCAUCUCGCGUGACUCAAGCCUUCUGUCGCUUUCGCUUCACGAUCAUUCACUUAGGCUUCGCGACUGCAAAUGGCCUGUCUAAGUUGGAAGCCCUUAUGAAGUCGUCUCCUACUAUCGGCGCAUCGAAUUGAUUGCGCCUAGCCGACCUCUGCUAGUGACUUGCACGCCAGGCUUGCCUGAGCAUGUCCUCCAACAUGGACGCUUCUCAGAAGAUCGAUGUCUAUGCGGCCAGGCUCACAGAUCCAAAGACUGACACGCGGACAAAAUCGAAUGUAGCCACCGACCUCCGCGAUUCGAUCGAGAACCUGUGUUCCCCGCCGGCCAUCUAUACCAAAUUCCUGUCCAAACUCUGGCCUGUGUUCAAAAAGAUACUAGAAGGAAAACCUGAUUUCAGCCCAAUUUCGUUCGAACAUGUCCUCCGAAACCAAAUACUGGAGAUCCUACACCGACUUCAACAUGCCCCUUCAGAAAUUGAACCCUAUGCUCUGGAGAUGGUGGAAACCCUGAUGGAGUUGGUGCGGGUGGAGAAUGAGGACAAUGCGGUGCUCUGCUUGAAAACGAUUAUGGAUCUCGAACGACAUCAGCCGACGGCCACUGCCUCCAAGGUGCAGCCAUUUCUGGAUCUCAUCCAGGAAAUGUUCGAGAUGAUGGAACAGGUGGUUCGCGACACAUUUGACUCGCCAGUACCUCAUCCACAGGCUUCAUCUUCGACACCCAACCCUACAGGCCAGACGUUUCAGUCUCCUCGACCUGGUUCCCCAGCAACUACGGUAUCCGAUCCUGGCAAUGACAAAAAGGAUCACACCCCGCUUGCAAAAGGCAUGCAUUCCUUCAAGGUGUUAUCGGAGUGUCCUAUCAUAGUGGUCUCCAUCUUCCAAGCACACCGGAGCUCGGUCGCGGCCAAUGUUAAGAAGUUUGUCCCAUCGAUCAAGGGCAUCCUUUUGUUGCAGGCCAAAGCACAGGAAAAGGCACAUUCUGACGCGGCUGCCAACAAAACGAUAUUCACGGGAGUCAGUAAAGAGAUCAAGAACAGGGCCGCUUUUGGUGAUUUCAUCACUGCUCAGGUCAAGACCAUGAGUUUUCUGGCAUACCUCUUACGAGUCUAUGCACAUCAGCUGACGGACUUCUUGCCAACGCUUCCUGGCGUCGUAGUCCGUCUACUCAAAGACUGCCCCCGGGAAAAGUCAGGUGCUCGCAAGGAACUGUUGGUGGCGAUCCGGCAUAUCAUUAACUUUAACUAUCGCAAGAUCUUUCUCAACAGAAUCGACGAGCUUUUGGAUGAACGAAUUCUGAUCGGAGAUGGCCUCACCGUAUACGAGACGAUGCGUCCUUUGGCGUACAGCAUGCUUGCGGAUCUGAUCCACCACGUCCGAGAUUCACUCGAUCGAAAUCAGAUCCGGCGGACGAUCGAAGUAUACACCAAAAAUCUCCAUGACAACUUCCCAGGCACCAGUUUCCAGACCAUGAGUGCGAAGCUACUCUUGAACAUGGCAGAGAGCAUCACCAAGCUGGAGAACAAGGAAGAUGCAAGAUACUUUCUCAUAAUGAUCCUGGACGCCAUUGGGGAUAAGUUCGCCACAAUGAACUAUCAGUACCACAAUGCUGUGAAACUCAGCAAAUUAUACGGGGACAAGGCCAAGGAGACUCAAGUCGAAACCUACAUGGACGAGAAAGACGAAAUACCCGAUUGGGAUGAGGUGGACAUCUUUAACGCGACACCCAUCAAAACCUCAAAUCCUCGGGAACGUGGCACCGACCCUGUCAACGACAACAAGUUCUUAUUCAAAAACCUUGUCAACGGCCUGAAGAACAUGUUUUAUCAGCUCAAGACAUGCAACCCUCCCGGACUCAACGUUGAUCAAGCCAGCAUCCCCAUGAACUGGGCAGAGGUCUCGUUCGGCUACAAUGCGGAAGAGACGCGUGUAAUCACCAAACUUUUCCACGAAGGUGCCCGAGUGUUUCGCUACUACAGUGCCGAAAGUCCUGUACCUGAUCUACAGUAUUCUUCUCCGGUGGAUUUCAUGGCAAGUCAUUCGAUGGCGCAAAUGACACGUGAGGAAAAGGAACUGCUGGAAAGCUUUGGGACCGUUUUCCACUGCAUCGAUCCUGCCACAUUCCACGAAGUUUUCCAAGCCGAAAUACCCUAUCUGCACGAACUCAUGUUCGAACACACUGCGCUGCUUCACCUUCCGCAAUUCUUUCUGGCUAGCGAGGCGACGUCCCCCGCAUUUGCUGGAAUGGUCCUCCAGUACUUGAUGGACAAGCUGCCGGAAGUUGGCUCAUCCGACAUUGUACGAUCGUCAAUCCUGCUGAGAAUGUUCAAGUUGUCCUUUAUGGCCGUCACACUCUUUUCCGCCCACAAUGAGCAGGUCUUGCUGCCUCACAUCACCAAGAUCAUCACCCAGUGUGUACAACUCUCCGUGACAGCAGAAAAGCCUAUACACUACUUUAUCUUGCUUCGUUCGUUAUUCAGAAGCAUCGGCGGAGGGCGAUUUGAGCUUUUGUAUAAAGAGAUACUUCCUCUCCUUGAGAUGCUACUGGAAACUUUCAACCACUUGCUUCAAGGGGCGCGGGAUCCACACGACCGUGAUCUCUACGUUGAGCUCACGUUGACCGUGCCCGCUAGGCUGAGCCACCUGCUGCCACACCUCAACCACCUGAUGAGGCCGCUGGUAGUAGCUCUCCGGGCGGGACCUGACCUCGUCGGUCAAGGACUUCGCACCCUUGAACUGUGUGUCGACAACCUGACUGCAGAUUAUCUCGACCCAAUCAUGGCCCCGAUCAUGGAUGAGCUGAUGACCGCAUUGUUCGAACAUCUCAAGCCGCAACCGUAUCAACAUUUUCACUCUCAUACAACAAUGAGAAUCCUUGGGAAGCUUGGUGGCCGAAAUCGGAAGUUCUUGAAUCAUCCUCAUCAACUGACAUUCAGACGGUACACGGAUGACGAGCCAAGUUUCGACAUCAGACUGAUCGAGACGAGCCGGGAUCGAGCCUUUCCCCUGGAUACGGGUGUCGACCUUGCAAUUAGAAAGCUGAGUGAAACAAGCAAAACUGCAUCUGUGAAAUCAUUGGAUCUGUACUACAAGCAACAGUCUUUCAAAUUGAUAACCAACCAGGUAAAGAUGUUCCUUGGCCCAGAUCAUCUACCCGAGGACUUUGCGGCACUUCUUCGACUGCAGGCGAAUGAUCUGCUUGCACGGCGCUUUUCCACCUACGCUGACAUGCUGGCGGACAAUGAAUCCGGCAAGUCUGUGCAGAAGCGACGUGAAGAGGAAGAGAAUUUGAAGACGCUAUUGAAGGCAUGCUUCACCACGACGACAAUUCCUGAUCUAAAGGCUCAAGCCGACGCAUUCAUCUUGAACAUUUCUCGCCAUUUCACCAUCAUUGAACUUGGUCAAGCCUUGUGCGAUGCUGGCCGGAAGACGAAAGAAUUUGAUGUCAACCUUAGCGAAGGCGCUGUUCAUCUCAGCACCCGGACCUUGGCUGAUGUCAUCUGUCACUGCCUCGCUUCAGACAAUAUUACAGUGCGUGAAGCUGCUGAAGCCUCCUUGUUUGCUGUGGUAGACACAGCUCGCGUCAUCUUUGGCAGUGAAGAGAAGGCUGCUCGACUUCCCUUCUUCUCCCACCUCAUCUCUACAUUUUGUCAUCGGUGCCGCGAGGUCGAGUGGUUUACCAAGGCCGGUGCGACACUGGGCAUUCAGCUCAUAGUGACCAAGCUGGCCUUGGGUCAGGCUUUCCUGAACAGCAAGCAACUCGAGAUCAUCAAGGCGCUACUAUUCGUCAUCAAAGAUACUCCGCAGGAAGUCCCUGCCAGUACACGGUUGACAGCUCAGGAGACGCUAGAGUUCAUCUUGCGGAAGGUAUGCGCCGGCCAGACUAGGGAAAUGCUUGUGAAUGAGAAAAGCACCAUUCAUGCGCUCUCUGUGACGUUCUGUGUCGAGCUGUCGCAUAUGAACCGGUUCGCCCGAGAGACCGCACAGCGGGCAUUCUCAAUCAUGGCAGAAGUCGUGGAUGUGGAAGUUCACGAGUUGAUCGCUCCUGUCAAGGAAAGACUUUUACAACCCAUCUUCAACAAGCCACUACGAGCACUACCGUUCCUCUCACAAACUGGAUUCAUUGACGCCAUUACCUAUUGUAUCGGUCUGGGACAUGAUAUCGUGCCUCUGAACGACCAGUUGAAUCGCUUGAUGAUGGAGUCGCUCGCGCUUGCCGACGCCGAUGCCGAGAUCCUGCAUCCGAAGCCGGACGAAUACAACAAUGCUCAGCUCAUUGUCAACCUGCGCGUUUCGUGCCUGAGACUCCUUUCGCUUGCUAUGAGCUUGCCAGAUUUCGCGAAUGGACCUCAAAACACGAGCAGGGCUCGAAUUAUCACUGUCUUCUUCAAACUUCUCUACUCAAAAUCGUCCGAGAUUAUCGAUGCCGCCAAUGCCGGCUUGGAGAAGGUCCUGGUCCAGACGGCUAAACUGCCCAAAGACCUCCUGCAGAAUGGCUUAAGGCCAAUUCUGAUGAACCUCCAAGACUCUAAGAGAUUGACCGUAGCUGGACUCGAAGGACUCGCUCGCUUGCUGACUCUGCUUACUAACUAUUUCAAAGUUGAGAUAGGCGCUCGACUGCUUGAGCAUAUGAAGGUCAUUGCGGACGAACAGGUGCUUCAGAAAGUUUCAUUCGGGCUGAUUGAACAGAAUCCGCAGAUGAAGAUUGUUACCGCAAUCUUCAAUAUAUUUCAUCUUCUACCCCCGGCCGCAACGAGCUUCAUGGCGGGUCUGGUAGACAGUGUUCUCGACCUGGAGUCGAAGCUUCGUCGCACUGUCGCCAGCCCCUUCCGCUACCCACUGAUCCUCUACCUGGACAAGUAUCCUCAAGAGACGUGGACGUUCUUCCAGUCACGCCUGCAAGACGAAAAAUAUGGGCGGUUCUUCGGCCAAAUCCUGGCCUCAGAAUUCAGUCCCAACUUGCGCAAAUUCAUGAUGGACGAGGCCGAAGCCUUGAUUACCGCUGCUUUUGAGGUUGAAGAGGAUCAAGAAAAGAAUACUGCCGCCAUCAAUGGCAUUCAUAUUGUCCAUUCUAUCUGCCAGUUCGACGCCGCUAAGAGCUGGCUUCGCGAACAAGAGCCGCUCCGAACCAGAAUUUUGAGUGCCGGUCAAGAACUUGAAGGACAGCUGCGUAGGGAUGAACUGCAGCCCACGCAACGCUUGCGGGUCGAACAGACAGGGGACCAAGUCAUGGAUAUUUUGACUCUUUACUUGGAGGCAGCGCCAGAAGAUCUCGAUUUCAUGAUGGCAGUCUUCUCUGCUUCUUCCCAAGAGAAUUUGAAGACUCCACUGAGGUUGACGAGAUACCUCUUUGACUCCAUCAUUACAGACGAAUCCACCGAACGUAGGUUCAAUGUCAUCGAGAAAAGCCUCGAAACAUACGCCCAGAAAGCAGAGAGCCAGAAGGUAAAGACCUUCCUGCUGCACAACGUUGUCAAUCCUAUCAUGGCAAGAGACGUGCAAAACACGCGACAGGAAGACAACAAGGCUGGCAACAUGGCAGAACCGAAAUUGUUCAAUCUUUUCCUUGAGCGACUUUGGAAACCCGCCGCCUCUGAAGUGGGCAAUGAGUCGUCACAACCCGGCAUCGAUCAUUCUCGAAUGGAGGCGCUGCAGCUUUCAGCAUUCAUCUUGAAGUAUCACAAGGACGCUGUCUCAGAAGACCGCAAAGACAUUAUCAAGUAUUCGUGGGCGCAUAUCAAACUGGAAGAUGUGAUCAACAAAUAUGCUGCGUAUGUCCUCAUCUGUUACUUCAUUCGGUCCUACGACACUCCUCCCAAGGUUGCUGUGCAGAUUUACAACCAGCUGCUGAAAGCCCAUCAAAAUGAGGGUAAGGCCCUAGUCACCCAAGCGCUGGAAGUUUUGGCACCUGUGCUACCUGUUCGAAUGGGAGCAAACGCUCCUGGGGACAAACGAUCACCGCAUUGGGCUCGGCUACCUCGAAAGAUUCUCAAUGAAGAGACUGGUAACUUACAGCAAGUGCAGAGCAUCUUCAACUUCAUAGUCCGCCAGCCUGAUCUCUUCUACGACUCCCGAGAGUUCUUCAUUCCGACGAUAAUACAAAUGCUUCACAAGAUCGCCCCUCCACCGAAUCCGUCCAACGAAAACAAGCGGCUCGCUUUGGCCUUGAUAUCGUUGAUCCAGCAAUGGGAAGUGCGGCGGACCUCUGCAAUCUCGCCCUCACAGCCCACGGCCGAGCUUACACCGUCCCGCAAACGAGAUUCGUCUGGGACUCCUGGCCUGGCGCCACCAGCAACAAGAGAAAAGUCCGAAUAUCUGAUACCUGUGGAACUUCGCACGCUUGUCGUCAAGUACAUGAUCACUUUCAUCACGUCCUUGCCCGAGCGAUAUCCGGUUCCUGCUGCAGACUUGAAAGCCAAGACGAUGCAAAAAGCUCAGCAGCAAUCAUUAUCCAACGACAUGUGCAGGAAUGCAGUGCAGCUUCUCCGCGAAUUAUUGGCACCAAAUCUCUGGGCGGACGUUGAUGUCGGUCUUUACGAGAAAUUGCUGGAACCCAUACUCAGUGGAGACAAGGCUGAUAAAGCCGACGAGAAACAGUUGACUUGCAUGAUCAAUGCUCUACAGGUCAUGCGAAUUCUCUUGAGCACCAAAUCGGACGAGUGGAUCAUCAAUCACAUGGAAAAGCUUCAGAAGUUACUUGAGAAGCCAUUGAAGAUGGAAGACCCAGAGAUACAAGACUCUCUACAUUUUGUCACCGAUGACAGCAAAUCUAUCCCGCUGGUACGCCGCGUCCUAGAAGCUAUUCCAAAGCAGAAGGGCGACGACGAAGAUGCUAUGGACCUGGAUUCGACUCCGACAGACUUUCCGACACGGUACUCCAAAGUCCUAAUUGGCGAGGCACUUUCGUCCGGCAACUACACCUCAGGGAUCAAUAACCUCUUCACGCUAUCUUUGGUGCGGCCCAGCGACGUCGACGACCACAUAAACGGGGCAAUGAAGGCCUUGCAGCAGAAGCUUGCCAAGGAUCACAUAAACGCCUAUGUGAUACCGCCAGGACCUCCUCCGCAAGGUUGGCGCCUUGGUGAACCGCUCAUGGAUCCUUAUGAGUUCGCUUUAGGAGUGGACCUCAUCAAGAAGACAAUCGACAUUCUCUCUUCGCGGAUGGGCGAACUCAACGAGCAGCGCCGACCAUUCUUGAGUGUGCUUGCUUCACUCGUGGAGAAGUCUUUCAAUGUUGAAAUGUGCAGCAAAGUUCUGGACAUGGUCGAAACAUGGGUCUUCAACUCGACUGAGCCCUGGCCUACGUUGAAAGAGAAAACUGCGGUGUUGCACAAGAUGCUCAUCUUCGAGAAGUGGCCCACACAGACACUCCUCGAGCGCUUUUUGGAACUCGUCAUCAAGAUCUACGAAGACUCUACAGUCACGAGAACAGAAUUGACAGUACGAUUAGAGCACGCUUUCCUGAUUGGUACACGCGCCAAAGACGUUGACAUGCGGAAUCGAUUUAUGAGUAUCUUCAAUCGCGCUUUGUCCAAAACUGCAAGUUAUCGGCUGAAUUACGUCUUGACCUUGCAGAAUUGGGAUACCCUGGCCGACUCAUUCUGGCUUAAGCAGGCCUCACACCUUAUCAUGGGUUCUGUGGAAAUGUCCAUGCCAGCUCGCCUCCACCCGGAAGAUGUUCGAGUCUGUCCCAUAUCUCAAAUGUUCAGUCCAUCCCUCGUCAACCCAGAACAAGGAAAGGAUGAUUUGCUCAUCGAGGACAGCCUCGAAUCCCUCGUGGUUGCUCAGCGUCGAUUCAACCAAGACUUGCAGGAAAUCAAAGUCCGCGAUCUUCUUGACCCCAUUACCCAGCUACAACAUGUCGAUGACAAUGUCGCUUACGACGUGUGGGUGAAGCUCUUCCCUCUGUGUUGGUCUGCACUCAACAAAGAUGAGCGCUUGGAUUUGGAGAAAGGCAUGGUCACACUUUUGACGAGAGAGUAUCAUCAGAGACAGCUCAAUCUGCGGCCCAAUGUGGUGCAAGCACUCCUUGAAGGGGCGGUUCGUGCCCGGCCGAGAUUUAAGGUGCCUCCGCACGUCAUGAAAUUUCUCAGUCGGACUUACGAUGCGUGGUAUACCGCUUUGAUCUCCUUGGAAGAGUCCACGGUCGAUCCUCUGAUCGAUACACCUCAAGUGCGGGAAAGCAAUCUUGACGCUUUAGUGGAAGUGUAUGCAGGGCUGCAGGAAGACGACUUGUUCUACGGCACCUGGCGACGCAGAUGCAAGUUCAUGGAGACCAAUGCAGCUCUAUCGUACGAACAGCAUGGGAUGUGGGACAAAGCACAACAACUAUGGGAGGCAGCCCAGGUAAAGGCCAGAACAGGUGUCGUCCCAUUUUCGCAAGGAGAAUAUUAUCUGUGGGAGGAUCAUUGGAUGAUUUGUGCACAGAAACUCCAGCAAUGGGACAUUCUCGGAGAAUUUGCGAAACAUGAGAACUUCAGUGACCUGCUGCUGGAAUCAGCAUGGAGGAAUUAUGAAGCUUGGUCCGGAGACGAAAACCGCAAUCAGUUGGAUUCGAUGAUCAAGUCUGUUUCCGAUGCUCCCACACCUAGGAGGACCUUCUUUCAAGCAUUCAUGGCUCUGCUCCGGUACAAUUCCAAGCAAGUGUCACGCGCCGAGUUCCAGCAUGUUUGCGAUGAAGCCAUCCAGCUGUCCAUUCGCAAGUGGCAUCAACUCCCGAGACGAAUUACCAAUGCUCAUGUGCCGAUACUGCAGAACUUUCAACAACUGGUCGAGUUGCACGACGCCAGCGUGAUAUGCGACAGUCUCAUGUCAACCAACGAGCGGAAUCUUGACACCAAGUCACAAGAAGUCAAGCUGUUGUUGCAAGCCUGGAGAGAUCGGCUUCCAAACAUCUGGGACGACAUCAAUGCAUGGCAGGAUCUCGUCACUUGGCGCCAGCAUGUCUUCCAGUUGGUCAAUUCGACAUACCUACCAUUGUUGCCUCAGGGCGGCAAUAAUGUAGGUAACAAUUCAUAUGCAUUCCGUGGUUACCACGAGACUGCCUGGAUCAUCAACAAAUUCGCACAUGUUGCCCGAAAACACCAAAUGCCAGAGGUCUGCAUUACUCAACUUGGGAAAAUCUACACCUUGCCGAACAUUGAGAUUCAAGAGGCGUUCUUGAAGCUGAGGGAGCAAGCCAAGUGCCACUAUCAGAACAAAGCUGAGCUGAACAACGGUCUUGAUGUCAUUAACAACACCAAUCUCAACUACUUCGGUGCUCAGCAAAAGGCCGAAUUCUAUACACUGAAAGGAAUGUUCUUGGCCAAGUUGCAACAUGCCGAAGAAGCAAACGAGGCAUUUGGUGUUGCCUUGUACUAUGAUCUUCGUUUGCCAAAGGCAUGGGCCGAAUGGGGUCAAUAUUCGGAUCGCAAGUUCAAAGAUAAUCCCACCAACAUCGAAGCCGCUAGCAAUGCAGUUAGUUGCUACCUCGAAGCUGCUGGGCUGCACAAGAGCGCCAAAUCACGCAAGAUGCUCAGCCGCGUUCUCUGGUUGCUCAGUCUUGAUGACGAAGACGGGCACAUUGCUAAGGCGUUCGAGGAUUUCAAGGGAGAGACUCCGGUGUGGUACUGGACCACAUUCGUACCACAGCUACUGGGCAGCCUUGAGCACAAGGAAGCGUCUUUGGCGAAGUCAGUGCUUGUCAAGAUAGCCAAGGCUUUCCCGCAAGCGCUGUUCUAUCACUUGAGAGCCACCAGAGAAGAGUUCUUGACCAAGAAGAAGCAGUUCGAGGCACAAAAGCGUCAACAGAAGGCGACUUAUGACAAAGUUGAAAAGGCAGAGACUGGCUCCAGACCAGGCACAGCUAAUGGUGAAACUCCCGUCGAGGUUGCUUCGUCUCCCAAGCCCAAGCAGGAGCCAAACGGCGACAGCCAAGCAAAUGGGACUGCGGAAGCUGAAACUAAAGAAGAAGAACCCAAGAAGCCAUGGGAUUACACUGAUGAGAUCAUGGCAGGCUUGAAGACUGCUUUCCCAUUACUUGCGCUCUCAAUGGAAACCAUGACAGACCAACUGUCCAAGCACUUCAAGUGUCCGCCCGACGAGGAUGCACAUCGACUUAUUGUUGCACUAUUGAACGACGGCUUAGCCUACAUCAGCAGAGCUCCGAUCACGUACGCAGAAGGCGCGAAAUUACCUCCUUCUACGGAAGCAAAUAUUGCCAGAUUUGUCACUUCGGUCCUACCUGCGCAUAUUCGGAAAUCCUUUGAAGCCGAUUUCGUACAGACCAAGCCGACCAUGUAUGAGUACAUUCACAAGUUGAGACGAUGGAGAGACAAGUUUGAACAGAAGCUUGACCACAGACAGCAAUGGGCGGCGCUUGAAUCGUACAGUCACCAUUUGAGCGAAUUCAAAUUCCUCAAAUUCGACGAUUCUGUCGAGGUACCAGGACAAUAUCAAGAGCACCGUGAUAAGAACACGGACUUUGUUCGCAUCGAACGAUUCAUGCCAACCGUUGAGCUCGUCCGAGGGAACAGUAUCUGCCACCGUCGACUCACUAUCCGUGGACAUGACGGCUCGUUACACCCAUUUGCUGUUCAACACCCCACGGGUGGCAAGGUGCGAAGAGAAGAACGAAUCGUGCAGCUUUUCCGGAUCUUCAACCAGACCUUGGCCAAGCGCAAGGAAGCUCGUCGUCGAAACUUGUACUUCCACCUGCCGAUAUUUGUGCCUAUCGCUCCAUAUAUCCGGUUGGUACAGGACGAGUCCUCUUAUGUCACCCUCCAAUCUGUCUAUGAGGACUAUGUGCGCAAAGCGCCGGGUAUGUCGCGAGACGAUCCAAUGCUGUUCUUGCUUGAGAAGUCACGCGCCAUCGCAGAGCAGCAAAAGACCCAACCGAGGACGACCGAUCAGUUGGCCGUGAUGAAGACGGAGAUCUUCAACACCAUUCAAGAACGCUGGGUCCCCAACAACAUUGCGCUACAAUACUUCCAGGCGACUUAUCCGAACUUUGCCGACUUGUGGCUCUUCCGACGCCAAUUUGCGUACCAAUAUGCCGCGACGACGUUCAUGACUUAUAUCAUGCAGAUGUCUGCUCGCUACCCAAUGAAGUUUUCGAUAUCUCGUUCCACGGGCGACAUCUGGGCAAGCGACAUGCUUCCUAACCUCAACUCCGCACGUGCAUACUUCUUCAACCCAGAAGCCGUUCCGUUCCGAUUGACUCCCAACAUUCAAGCACUGAUGGGACCUUUGGCGGUCGAAGGCAUCUUCACGGCCUCUCUCAUGGCCAUCGCCAGGUGCCUCGCCGAGCAAGAUCAGGGGUACGAGAUGGAGCAGCAAUUGAGCAUCUUUAUCCGAGAUGAAAUGUACAAUUGGGCUGCUGGCCGAUCUUCUUUGAGCAGCGAGAGCAAGAUGGAAGGGUCGAAUCUUCGCGAGCACGUUGCGCAGAACGCCGACUUUGUCGUCCGUCGGGCUCUGACGCUUGCAAAGACGCAGGGCAGCGUCGGCAGUUCGACUGAAGGAGGUGGUGUCACUGGUGUGUUGCCUGCUUGUCAGAAUGUGGUUGAUCUGGUCAGCCGCGCUACGGAUCCGAUGAAGUUGAGUGUCAUGGAUGGGUUGUGGAUGCCGUGGCUUUGAAGGCCUGGAAGGAUGAUGGGCUGGCACCGGAUUGGUCUCGUUGAGAUCUUUUAAGCAGGGUGAUGAGGAAAUGCGACAUGAUUGGAAGGGGUUUUGGGGUUGUCUCACGCGGACGGAGUUGCUUGAUGAUAUCGGAGCAAGGCUGCUUCAUGGAUUGAGAUCGAUAUCGCUUUUCUUUUCAUGCCAUGAUGGGAUGGUAUUCUUGUACGACAAAAGCCGGGUCUAUUUUCGAAAGCGGAUGGCGUUCGAGGCGUAUGGGCAUGCUGCAUAUUUGCUGCGCAUGCUUUUGCUUCUAAGUACCAAUAAGUACAGCAGCGUUUUCGUGUAGAAUAAGACAGUAGUUUAUCAUGAAGUUGUAUGUAAUAUGAACAUUCACAGACAUA